AACUACGAUCGUGCUACGAACUCUUGAUAUCAAGCAAUAGCAAUGUUGUGAUGUGGUUGUAAUAAAUAUGUAUUUAUAAAUAAAAAAUUAAUGAUAAUAAGUCAGCUUGUAGAAAAAAGUAAUAGAUGAUGAAUAAUUGUUUUCACUUUCGAUAUUAGUGUGGUGAUAACAAAUAGGUGUUCAUUGAUAUGGAGAAACAAUUAGAUAGAGUUAUGGACGAAGUCUUGACCGUGCCAGGUAUAAGUGGGUGCAUUUUUUCUGAUAAGCAGGGUUUAUGUAUAGGAGUAAAGGGCAAAGCGUCUGCUGAAAGUGCUGGCAUUAUGUCGGCCAUAGCGAAUCAAGUUGCUAAAUUAGAACCAGAUAACAAAUCUCCUAUAAUAGUUUAUGAAAACGAUAAUCAAAGUUGUAUAAUUCAACAACAAGGAGAUAUUACAGCUGCAAUUUAUAAAACAGGCAUUAUUUAAAUUCUGUGGAUUUAUUUGUUUUUAUGUAAUGUAUUUGUAAAAUUAAACGUAAGUUUAUUUCUUAAAAAGUAA
This is a messenger RNA of Agrilus planipennis (emerald ash borer), 536 nucleotides long. RefSeq names its product ragulator complex protein LAMTOR5 homolog (gene Lamtor5). The coding region runs from base 189 to 464 and encodes 91 amino acids. The record is from RefSeq and is a predicted model, not a curated record. Gene Ontology annotation, biological process: positive regulation of TORC1 signaling; cellular response to amino acid stimulus. Gene Ontology annotation, molecular function: guanyl-nucleotide exchange factor activity. Lineage: Eukaryota; Metazoa; Arthropoda; Insecta; Coleoptera; Buprestidae. Gene Ontology annotation, cellular component: lysosome; Ragulator complex; cytoplasm. The transcript is spliced from 3 exons.